Molecule: messenger RNA, 1050 nt
Organism: Lachancea fermentati
Lineage: Eukaryota; Fungi; Ascomycota; Saccharomycetes; Saccharomycetales; Saccharomycetaceae
Source: the annotation of a GenBank genome assembly
AUGUUCACUGGUUUUGGAUCAUUGGGUGGGGGUUUUAUGAGCCUCCCUCAAAAGUUUGAGGAUUUUUUUAGGUGUUAUCCAAUUGCGAUGAUGAACGAUCGGAUCAGAAAAGAUGACGCCAACUACGGUGGCAAGAUCUUUCUACCACCUAGCGCCCUAAACAAAUUGACCAUGCUAAAUAUAAGGUAUCCAAUGCUAUUUGAACUGACCGUUCCUGACACUGGUAAAAUUACACACGGUGGUGUUUUAGAAUUCAUUGCUGAGGAAGGGAGAGUGUACCUGCCUCAAUGGAUGAUGGAAACACUGGAGGUACGGCCUGGAUCUUUGCUUCAAAUCGGAACUACAGAUGUCCCACAAGGUCAAUUUGUUAAAAUUGAGCCUCAAUCUGUGGACUUCUUAGAUAUUUCAGACCCAAAAGCAGUACUGGAGAACGUCCUAAGAAAGUUCUCGACUCUUACUGUUGAUGACAUUAUCGAGAUCAGCUACAAUAAUAAAAUUUACAGGAUAAAAGUACUUGAAGUGAAACCUGAAUCAUCUUCGAGUAGCAUAUGUGUGAUUGAAACAGAUCUAGUGACAGAUUUUGCCCCCCCAGUUGGAUACGUGGAGCCUGACUACAAAGCCCAGCAGGUAAAAAGAUCUAAGCCUCCAGUUGAUGCCUCUGCAAGAGGUUUAGGAACGAUGUCGCAGCGUAUACAUUAUCCUUCAAUAGUUCGAUCAACUGACAAAUCCUCUUCCGCUUUUGUCGGUGAAGGUCAAAGUUUGACUGGGAAAACUAUAUCAAAAAAGACAGAGAUCGGUUCCCCUGAUGUUAAAAUAUCCUUGGAUGGCGACCCAGCGCCCCUCAAUUUACCAGAUGGUCAGCUCUUCUUUGGCUUUCCAAUAGUACCUCCUAAAAUUAGUGAUCAGGAGGAUGAUACUACUGAGGAGAAAGCGCAAUUUAAAGGUCAGGGUCAAAGUUUAAGACAAAGUAAUAAAAGAAGAGGUAAAAAAGACCACGAAAGUCCCAGAGCAAAGGCUCCAAAAAGUCCAGAGGUCAUCGAAAUAGAUUAG